Molecule: messenger RNA, 1010 nt
Organism: Arvicanthis niloticus (Nile rat)
Lineage: Eukaryota; Metazoa; Chordata; Mammalia; Rodentia; Muridae
Source: RefSeq, a predicted model, not a curated record
AGGAGAUAAGGUUGGAAUUACAAGAGAGAUUUGUCUUCAUCCAUAAAUAGCUCUGGAAGAGUCCAUGGGCCGCAGAGCAGAAGGAGAGACUAACAAGAAGUCACUUUCCCUCAAGUACAGGUCACCAUCAUGAUGUCCCCUCAAGUCCUCAUUUCAGGCCUCCUACUCCUUCUCCCAGCUGCUGUGGAUUCUUUCCCAGAAGUGCAUGGAGUGGUGGGUCAGCCUGUCACACUGCCAUGCACAUAUCCAGUGUCUAAUGGAUUAGCAUCCAUGUGCUGGGGCCGAGGCAAAUGUGCUUCUGAUACAUGUGGACAAACACUUGUCUGGACUGAUGGAAACCGAGUCCACUACCGGACAAGCAGCCGCUACCAGAUAAACGCGCAGCUUCUUCAAGGAAAUGCUUCCUUGACAAUCGAGGAUGCCUAUGAGAGCGACAGUGGCCUCUACUGCUGUCGAGUGGAAAUGAAGGGAUGGGAUGGUGUGCAGACACUGACCACCUCACUGCAGGUUCGACCAGUUUGGACUGCGACUGUGACAUCUUCAAACCACCCUCGGAAUAAUCACACUGAAGUGGUUCCUACAGAAACUCCCCUGAAGAUCCCAAUUAGGGGCCUCUUUAUUGGAAUCUCUGUGUCUGUCCUGUUGCUGAUCCUCCUGAGCGUCCCAACUAUCAUACAGUGCAGACCGAGAAAAAAGAAGAGUCUAGAGAGCAACUCUGAAUGCAGCUCAGUUUUCUUCCAUGUUUAUCAGAAUGAAGCUUUUCAAAGUACAGUGCAACUUCAAGCCGAAGACAGUUUUCAUCCCGGGAUUAAACCCCAGUUGCCCUCUGAGAUGACAACAUUCCAAAGCUGUAGAAGAAAGUAAUGGACUGUAACUGGGCUGAGCAUUCGUUAAGCUGCAGGGAUGUUUUCUGGGUCAGUUCAUCUCAUGCUCCCACUUCCCUGCAGUAGCGGAGAGCAUGACCUGUAGUCGUUCAUAUGCACGGUGACUGGUAAUACAGUACUCAUUCU